This is a messenger RNA of Zingiber officinale, 1319 nucleotides long. Its product is annotated as E3 ubiquitin-protein ligase EL5-like. The transcript has a single exon. NCBI's taxonomy places the organism in Eukaryota, Viridiplantae, Streptophyta, Magnoliopsida, Zingiberales, Zingiberaceae. Bases 268 to 1116 code for a protein of 282 amino acids. The record is from RefSeq and is a predicted model, not a curated record.
ACAGAAGAAGAAGAAAUUAGUGAACCGAGACCUGCAACCCACUGCCGGAGAAGUCAGCCCAAACAACCUUGACACGUCAGCAGAACACUACGAAUCCAAGUCGAAAUCCGAGUGCUUCGUAGACCGCUGCCUCUCCGGGCCCACCGUUGAGCAAUUCCACCACCCUCUCCGCCUUCCUCUUUAAAGACUAUCUUUUGAUCUUCAUACAGAAUUCUAUUCGCACUUCAUUCUUUCGCCUUAAUUCUCACUGUCACUGCUUUAUUCUCAAUGUCAGCAACGGAUGAACAGGCGAUGGGCGACGAUGGCGUCGGCGGCCCUGCCUCCACCAACCCCCCUGCCGUCAGGAUCAGCAGCGAGAUCUUGGUGGCCGCCGUCAUCUUCCUCUUCAUGGUCGUCGUCUUCGUCUUCUUCCUUUACCUCUACGCCAAGCGAUAUCUCCGCUACGAUCGCUCUGGCGCCGGGUCCCGCUUCGUCUUCACCGCCUCCGACCUCCGCCCCGCCUCCACGCGCCGCGGACUCGACCCCGCCGCCCUCGUUUCCCUCCCCGCCACCAUCUACCGCUCCGCCGAUUUCAAGGACGGCGGCGGGCUCGAGUGCGCGGUCUGCCUCUCCGAGCUCGCUGAUGGAGAGGAAGUUCGGGUGCUCCCCAAUUGCGGCCACGGCUUCCACCUCCAGUGCAUCGACAUGUGGUUCCAUUCCCACACCACCUGCCCGCUCUGCCGCUGCGCCGCCGUUGCCGGCGAACCCUCCUCCCUGAGAACAGAUUCGCUCAAUCCGCCUCGACCGGAGGCCACUCCGACGGCGUUUCCCACCAAUGUGCUAAUUCGGGGCGGGCAAGACCGGGCUGACGAAAGGGCUCUGGUGAUCGAGAUCCCGAGGAAUGCCGUCGACGGCCUCGGGCCUCAAACUUCUCCGUUACCGUCGAGCAGAGCGGCGCCGGAGGAUCUGAGGUCGCCGGUGUCAGCAACGUUCCGAUCCCUGCGAAGACUCUGGAGCCAGGGGAGGAGAGCCGGCGCCGGCCCCUCUUCCAUCAGCCCGAGGGAGGUCGACGUCGAGCAGGGGCCGGCGGAAGAAAGGCCUACGCCGCCGCCCAAGUCCCCUGCUCCGAAGCCAUAACUCGUCGAAGAUCUUGUUACAGAAUUCGAUUCUUUGCUGUGUACAGGGUGAAUGCUUAAUAACUUGCAGCAUUUCUCCACGCUUCUGUUUCGAAUUCUUCUUCUCUCUCAGAAGAAUUCACCAUUUCUAGGUGGUUUAAUUUGAUUCAUUGUUCCAGAAAGUAUAUUUUGCUCUGUUCUAUCGAGUUUUUUUAUGAAUUAAAA